AUGGUUAACACCGAACCGAAGCCAAGCGGUGACCAAUCGGUGGCCGCGAAGCCCACGACCGACGAGAACGGGUCUGAAGUGCGGGAGAAGAGUGAGAAGGAGCUGAAGAAAGAGGCGCUCAAAAGGGCUAAACUCGAGAAGUUUAACGAAAAGCAACAGAAAUUGAAGCAAUUGAGUGAUAAUAAGCCUAAGAGUGACGCAAAUGAGGCCAAACAGAAGGACAAGAAGGAGACGAAGACGAAGGCAGUGAUCACUUACGACCGACCCAUCAAAGCCGGCGACAAGAAGGACGUGACGUCGGAUCCGAUGCCCGACUCUUAUUCACCCAAAUAUGUUGAGAAAGUUUGGUACGAGUGGUGGGAAAAGGAGGGCUUCUUUCGACCCGAAUGGGGCCGCGAUCUGAGUGUCCCGAACCCGAAGGGACAGUUUGUUAUGGUUAUACCGCCGCCUAAUGUGACCGGAGUUCUGCAUUUGGGACACGCGGUGACCAAUGCUAUCCAAGACUCGUUGACCCGUUGGCACCGGAUGUGCGGCCGAACCACUCUAUGGAACCCGGGCUGCGAUCACGCGGGCAUUUCCACACAGAUUGUGGUCGAGAAGCAACUGUGGCGCCAGAAUAAGACCACUCGUCACGACUUGGGUCGCGAACGCUUUGUCGAAGAGGUCUGGAAGUGGAAGAAUGAAAAGGGAGACAAAAUUUACGACCAGUUGAGGAGUUUGGGCACUAGUGUUGACUGGAGUCGCGCCACGUUUACGAUGGAUCCCAAGAUGUGUCGAGCGGUGACCGAAGCGUUUGUCACUCUUCACGAACAGGGAUUGAUAUACCGUUCAAAUCGUUUGGUCAACUGGUCGUGUACUCUGCGUUCGGCCAUUUCGGACAUCGAAGUGGACAAAAUCGAGUUAACCGGUCGUACAUUGAUGUCUGUUCCCGGCUAUGACCAGAAGGUCGAGUUUGGAGUAUUGAUUAAGUUUGCCUAUAAAGUGGACGGAAGUGAUGAAGAGAUAGUUGUGGCCACCACUCGGAUCGAGACAAUGUUGGGCGACAGCGCAGUGGCCGUCCAUCCAACCGACGCUCGCUAUACGCAUCUUCACGGCAAACAAGUGGUUCAUCCACUGCUCGGCCGUAAGAUUCCCAUUGUUUGCGACGAUUUUGUUGACAUGUCUUUCGGAACGGGAGCCGUGAAGAUCACUCCCGCUCACGACCCCAACGACUACGAGGUCGGCAAACGGCAUAACUUGCCAUUUAUUAACAUCAUAACAGAAUCGGGUUUGAUUGACGACAAUUGCGGUGAAUUUAGUGGACAAAAACGGUUUGACGCGCGAAAGUCUGUGUUGGAAGCGCUUAAAGCGAAAGGUUUAUAUCGAGAUAGUGUUGAGAACCCGAUGGUUCUUCCCAUAUGCAAUCGAUCCAGAGAUGUCAUCGAACCACUCGUCAAAUAUCAAUGGUAUGUCGACUGCAAAGAUAUGGCCAAACGAGCGGUUGAUGCGGUCAGGAAUGGAGAGCUGAGAUUCAUUCCCGAUCUUCACGAGAAGAUUUGGUACCAUUGGUUGGAGAAUAUCAGAGACUGGUGUAUAUCACGCCAGAGUUGGUGGGGACACAGGAUUCCCAUCUAUUUUGCUAAAGUGAAGGGACAGGCGUUUGAUGAGACAAAAGCCGAAGAGCACUGGAUUAGUGGCCGCACCGAAGAGGAAGCGCGACAGAAAGCGGCCAAAAAGUUUAACGCAUCGCCUAAAGACAUCGAUCUGAGCCAAGACGAGGACGUGUUGGACACGUGGUUCUCUUCGGGUCUGUUUCCGAUGGCUAUAUUCGGAUGGCCGGAGAAGACGGCAGACUUUGAGCGCUUCUAUCCGGGAAGUCUGUUAGAGACGGGUCACGACAUCAUAUUUCAUUGGGUCGCGCGAAUGGUUAUGUUUGGGUUACAACUGUGCGGUCGGCUCCCAUUCAAAGACGUGUAUUUCCAUUCACUUAUACGCGACGCUCACGGGAGGAAAAUGAGCAAAUCGUUGGGUAAUGUUAUCGACCCGUUGAGUGUCAUUCAAGGCUUGUCACUCGAAGCCCUCCACCAGACUCUGUAUAACUCGAACUUAGAUCCGGUGGAAAUAGAUCGCGCAAAAGCCGGUCAAAAGGCUGACUAUCCGAACGGCAUUCCCGAGUGCGGGACAGACGCCUUGCGUUUUGCGCUCUGCGCUUACAUCACUCCCGGAAGGGAUAUUAAUUUAGACAUCAAACGUAUUGAGGGCUAUAGGUUUUUCUGCAAUAAGCUCUGGAAUGCCGUUAAGUUUACUCUAAUGACUUUGGGUCCAGACUUUGUUCCCAAUCCUAACAACCGUUUGACAGGAAAUGAGGCUAAAAUAGAUCUUUGGAUUUUAAACUGUUUACAUACGGCGACCGAUGCCUCCAAUAAAGGCUUCGAGACGUAUGACUUCCCGAUGUCGACGAACGCGUGCUAUAGCUUCUGGUUAUACCAAUUGUGUGAUAUAUAUCUCGAAGCACUCAAACCCAUCAUUCAAUCCAACGAUUCCGUUGCUAUCAAUGCUUCCAAACAGACUCUGUACACGUGUGUUGACACUGGGCUCAGGCUUUUGCACCCAUUUAUGCCUUUUAUUACCGAAGAACUAUUCCAAAGACUUGCGCGCAGGACUGGUAACGAACCGCCGAGUAUUUGUGUGACGCCUUACCCACAAGUGGAUCAGUUUGAAUGGAAACGAGACGAACAACUCGAGAAUGACGUCUCAUUGAUGCAAAACAUCAUACAUAGCGUCAGAUCUUUGAGAUCGGAAUACAAUUUGGCCAAAACUAAAGUCAAUCUUUACAUUAAAUUUGAUGCAAUCGGUACUAAAGACCGAAUUCAGCCUUUUAUCGAAACAAUUAAGGUUUUAACCACUUCUCUAUCGGUUGAUAUUGUAAGCGACAGCACACCAGUUCCCGAGGGCUGUGCUAUAGUUCCCGUCUCCGAUACCUGUGAAGCAUAUCUUAUGCUAAAGGGUUUUAUUGAUGUUAACAAAGAGAUGGAAAGACUAAAAUCAAAGCGCGAGAAAAUCAAUGGUCCGCUGAUUAAACUGAAGGCCAGCACCGAAACGACCGACUAUACAGACAAAGUGCCGAUCGAAGUGCGAACGGCGAACACCGAAAAACUACGACAAUUAGAACUCGAAUUAAACAAAGUGUUGGAAGCGAUUCAAGCGAUUUCGCUAAUCAAAGAUUAA
This is a messenger RNA of Medioppia subpectinata, 3207 nucleotides long. The record is from the annotation of a GenBank genome assembly. NCBI's taxonomy places the organism in Eukaryota, Metazoa, Arthropoda, Arachnida, Sarcoptiformes, Oppiidae.